Cladophialophora immunda is the source of this 971-nucleotide messenger RNA. Its product is annotated as 40S ribosomal protein S5. Lineage: Eukaryota; Fungi; Ascomycota; Eurotiomycetes; Chaetothyriales; Herpotrichiellaceae. Gene Ontology annotation, cellular component: ribosome; cytosolic small ribosomal subunit. Gene Ontology annotation, biological process: ribosomal small subunit assembly; translation. The transcript has 3 exons. The record is from RefSeq and is a predicted model, not a curated record. The coding region runs from base 67 to 714 and encodes 215 amino acids. Gene Ontology annotation, molecular function: structural constituent of ribosome; mRNA binding; rRNA binding.
GAUCGCAGCAGCAACGAGUGAACCGUCCCAACCUCGACAAUCCGCACACCAAACCAGCUCGUCAAUAUGUCCGACAACGGCGAGGUCGAAGUCGAAAACCCAACCUCUGGUUGGCCCGUCCUGCCCAAGGAUGUCAUGCAAGAGAUCGGGAGCGUGAAGCUCUUCGGGCGCUGGAGUUACGAGGAUGUCGAAGUCAGAGACAUCUCAUUGACCGACUACAUCCAAAUCCGAUCACCCGUCUACAUCUCGCACUCCGCAGGUCGAUACGCCGCAAAGCGUUUCCGAAAGGCCCAAUGCCCCAUCAUCGAGCGCCUGACCAACUCCCUGAUGAUGAACGGUCGCAACAACGGCAAGAAGCUGAUGGCCAUCAGAAUCGUGGCACACUCGUUUGAGAUCAUCCACAUCAUGACCGACCAGAACCCCAUCCAAAUCGCCGUCGAUGCCAUCGUCAACUGCGGCCCUCGCGAAGACAGCACCAGAAUCGGCAGCGCCGGCACCGUCCGAAGACAAGCCGUCGACGUGUCCCCGCUCCGCCGCGUCAACCAGGCCAUCGCCCUGCUCACCAUCGGCGCCCGCGAAGCCGCGUUCCGCAACGUCAAGAGCAUCGCCGAGUGCCUCGCCGAAGAGCUGAUCAACGCUGCCAAGGGAAGCAGCAACUCCUACGCCAUCAAGAAGAAGGACGAGCUGGAGCGUGUGGCCAAGAGCAAUCGGUAAAAGGGCAGUCCGUGGGAUAUGGCGGUGGUGGUGGUGUUGCCUGGGAAGAUCAUCGAACAUGGUACUACGACUUGCAUUUCAUGGCAGUCACUUCAAGCACGCAGAUGGUACGGGUCAUCGUCUGCUUUGCGGGGGAGCAUCAAUCGAAAAUAGCACACGCGCGGCUGUCCCGUCGGGUCAGCAGGAUUGCAGAUUCAGCGCAUAGAUGAGAUGCUGAAUGUCCACCAAAAUUCGAAAUGACAUGAAAGUUUGACCAG